GGAGGGGGCGUGUCCUGCCAAACAGGUAGAGCGAGCUGACGGAAUGAAGGGGGGGGGGGGAGAAAAAGAAGUUCCCCCUUUCCAAGCGAGACGACGACGACGACAACAUGGCUGUCAACAAGUGCAUCAAAUAUUUGCUUUUCUUCUUCAAUCUGCUUUUCUGGCUGAGCGGCUGCAUCAUCCUGGGCGUGUCCAUCUACCUGAAAGUCAACAAGGACGGCAACUCGAUCACCGACGAGUCCCUCCCGGGCAUCGACGUGCUCAUCGCCGUGGGCGUCAUCAUCAUGGUGUUGGGCUUCUUGGGUUGCUGCGGCGCCAUCAAGGAGAACAGAUGCAUGCUCAUCCUGUUCUUCGUCAGCCUCCUGCUCAUCUUCAUCCUCUUGGUGGCGGCGGGAAUCCUGGGCGCCGUGAGCGAGACUAAGGUGAAGGACUGGUUGAAGGAGCGUUUCCAGAAGUUCAUGCCGCUGUCCAAUCAACCGGAGAACGUCAAGCAGGACCUGGAGAAGUUGCAGGAGGAGCUCAAGUGCUGCGGCCUGGUGAACGGCGUUCAAGACUGGCGAGACCAGGUGCCCCAAUCGUGCCGGUGCACUGAAUCUGGACCCGACUGCACCAACGGCCUCUACGCCACGUCGUGCUCCAGGAAAAUCAUCGAUCUGAUGGAGAAACACAUGGAAGUGGUGAUCGGCAUCGCGUUCGCCAUCGCCAUCCUGCUGAUCGCCGGCAUGGUGUUUUCCAUGAUCCUCUAUUGCCAGAUCGGAAAGCGCGACGGCGCCACCACCGCCUGAAGGCCGGGAUGAAAAUGACACCCGCGUCUGAGCGGACUUUUCUUUUGAAGGAACUCUCCUUCCUGCUGAUGUUGUGUUUUAUUUACUGAUGUUUUGUUGUUGUUUUUUCCAUCAAUGAAAUAACAGGAAAUCUUGUUUUUUCCAGUAAUGAUGCUCUGCUAUCAUCAACAUGAUGACUUUCAUCCAAAAAUGAUCAAUUCGUCACGAACUGCUUCUGUUGCAUUGGCGUGAAUAGAUUUGGUGUUUGUCCAUUCCGCAUCUGUGAAAAGCUGUACUUCAUCAAGUAAAAAUUGAACAUCUCG
Molecule: messenger RNA, 1087 nt
Organism: Corythoichthys intestinalis (scribbled pipefish)
Lineage: Eukaryota; Metazoa; Chordata; Actinopteri; Syngnathiformes; Syngnathidae
Product: tetraspanin-8-like
Exons: 8
Coding region: 108-785 (225 amino acids)
Cellular component (GO): plasma membrane
Source: RefSeq, a predicted model, not a curated record